Messenger RNA from Opisthorchis viverrini, 303 nucleotides. RefSeq lists its product as hypothetical. The record is from RefSeq and is a predicted model, not a curated record. Lineage: Eukaryota; Metazoa; Platyhelminthes; Trematoda; Opisthorchiida; Opisthorchiidae. The transcript is spliced from 2 exons. The coding region runs from base 1 to 303 and encodes 100 amino acids.
AUGCGUUACGUUUCAGACUUGCACUCACUUGUGGUUGUAGAGAGAAUCGUGCGUCCUCUUCGUUCGCCAUUGCAAAACAAAUGGGCUGAGGUGGUAGAUAAGAUAUCGAUGAAUGGCCGGGACCCAACGGUUACUGACUUGACGGAGUUUGUGAACACGCUCCAGGGUUGUACGGAGUCGGUGGAUAGGGAAGGGACAAGGUACCAGCUUACUACAAUCAUUCCGAGGUGGCUACACUUCCAAGCACUCAUUCAGGUAAUCGGGAUGGAAUCUGACAACAAGAACGCCAUUGACAUCGAUUAG